AGGAGCAACACAGGGACUGACAGAUCAAGCCAGGUAGGGCUGCAGAGCAAAGGCACAUGCAUACUGCCUGCACACACAUGCAGAUACAAGCAGGUGCUGGUUUCACACACUGAAAUUCAAGUUGGCGUAAGAGGUAGUGACUGAAAGCAGUAGUAGUUCUGCUGGUGCAGAACCUUCUCCCUUAAAAGAAGAAGGCGCUGAAGUCAGAACUCUUCAUCUGCUGUUGAAUAAUCUGUCAGGAAAAGCAUCACAAUCAUGAAUGGACCAGUGGAUGGCUUAUGUGAUCACACGCUGGACGAUGAGGGGGCUUUCAUGUUCACAUCAGAGUCUGUAGGAGAAGGACAUCCAGAUAAAAUCUGCGAUCAAAUCAGUGAUGCUGUACUAGACGCCCAUCUCAAACAGGACCCAAAUGCCAAGGUUGCUUGUGAGACAGUGUGCAAGACAGGGAUGGUGUUGCUGUGUGGGGAGAUCACGUCUCUUGCUAUCGUGGAUUAUCAGCGAGUUGUCCGAGAUGCAAUUAGACAUAUUGGCUAUGACGAUUCAGCUAAAGGCUUUGACUACAAGACUUGUAAUGUUUUAGUGGCACUGGAACAGCAGUCGCCUGAUAUUGCCCAGGGUGUUCAUCUACACAGGAAUGAAGAGGAUGUUGGUGCUGGAGAUCAGGGUUUGAUGUUUGGCUAUGCAACAGAUGAGACAGAAGAAUGUAUGCCUCUGACGAUUAUUCUUGCUCAUAAACUGAAUGCCAAGCUGGCAGAGUUGAGGCGCACUGGAGAACUUCCUUGGCUGAGACCGGACUCUAAGACACAGGUCACUGUUCAGUAUAUCCAAGAGAAUGGAGCAGUUAUCCCAGUGCGUGUCCACACCAUUGUGAUAUCUGUUCAGCACGAUGAAUCCAUUUCUCUGGAGACUAUGCGCAAAACCCUGAAGGACAGUGUGAUUCGAGCUGUUGUUCCUGCAAAAUACUUGGAUGAGAAGACUAUUUAUCACCUUCAGCCUAGUGGACGCUUUGUAAUUGGAGGACCUCAGGGUGAUGCUGGUGUUACUGGUCGGAAGAUCAUCGUGGAUACUUAUGGUGGAUGGGGAGCCCAUGGAGGUGGAGCCUUCUCUGGCAAAGACUAUACCAAAGUGGACCGCUCAGCAGCAUACGCGGCCCGCUGGGUGGCCAAAUCCCUUGUGAAGGCUGGGCUCUGUCGCCGUGUUCUGGUUCAGGUUUCUUACGCCAUUGGAGUAGCUCAGCCGCUGUCCAUUUCACUGUUCACUUAUGGAACAUCCCAAAAAACAGAGAAGGAGCUCCUGGACAUCGUGCACAAAAACUUCGACCUUCGGCCCGGAGUCAUUGUCAGGGAUUUGGACCUAAAAAAGCCCAUUUAUCAAAAGACUGCAUGUUAUGGUCAUUUUGGGAGAAAUGAAUUCUCAUGGGAGAUACCAAAGAAACUUGCAUUUUGACAAUAACCGUCUACCUUUAAAACAAAGGGAAGUCCAAUAACACUGAAGCUACUUCCAGAAAUCAAAUUUUACGGCUAUGUAUUCAACAAAAAGAGUUUCAGAUUUUAAAUGGAAAGAAAGAAAAUGUUAUUUUCAUGGAGAUUGAUUUUUUUAGCCCUCAAUAUCUUUCAUUAUCUAAGAUAUAAAAGGCAGAGUCUGGAUUUUUUAUCAGCAGAAUGCAACAAAAUAGGUUAUUUUUUAUUGCUGCUCUGUUGUUCUUUUGUGAUAAAAGCAGAACAUGACUCAGGUACACAAACCGUGGCUGAACCUCAAAUCUUGCAUGGGCAAUGGGUCAGUAGAUCUCUUGCUUCUGAUUACACAGUGGGAAAUUCUGGGGUCCAAUUUCCUUACCAGAGUUAACACUGAAUAUGUCUGUGGGUCAUUUUAAUGGAAGAAGGCUGAAUAUUGCAUAAAUCUAUCUCAGCCUUUUCUGUACAAGGUGUUAUCAUAUGCAUAAUAUUUAAAUCUUCAUGGGGUAUGUGCUGUUACUGCUAUGUUUC
Nothoprocta perdicaria is the source of this 1985-nucleotide messenger RNA. RefSeq names its product methionine adenosyltransferase 1A (gene MAT1A). Gene Ontology annotation, cellular component: cytosol. Gene Ontology annotation, molecular function: ATP binding; methionine adenosyltransferase activity. NCBI's taxonomy places the organism in Eukaryota, Metazoa, Chordata, Aves, Tinamiformes, Tinamidae. Bases 256 to 1446 code for a protein of 396 amino acids. The record is from RefSeq and is a predicted model, not a curated record. Gene Ontology annotation, biological process: S-adenosylmethionine biosynthetic process. The transcript has 9 exons.